This is a messenger RNA of Dromiciops gliroides (monito del monte), 1998 nucleotides long. RefSeq names its product deoxyribonuclease 2, lysosomal (gene DNASE2). Bases 363 to 1406 code for a protein of 347 amino acids. The record is from RefSeq and is a predicted model, not a curated record. NCBI's taxonomy places the organism in Eukaryota, Metazoa, Chordata, Mammalia, Microbiotheria, Microbiotheriidae. Gene Ontology annotation, molecular function: deoxyribonuclease II activity. The transcript has 8 exons. Gene Ontology annotation, biological process: apoptotic DNA fragmentation.
CAGGAAUGGGGCGGGGGGCGUUGGGAGCUUUCCCGGGAAAGCCGAAACUUUUCCGGUUGCUGCCCCCGCCGAUUUAAGGUCCCUGGGCCCGCGGGACCGGGAUUCCGGGAUCCCGGGACGUGCCCUGGGUACUGGAACUUUCUCCUCCCCCUCUGGGGCGGAGACCAUUCACUUCAGAGACUGCAAGGGGCCGGCGUGAUUUAGGGAAGUGAGAGUUCGUGGGAAAGAUCUCCAGGGCCAAGUCUUGUGCUCCGCGGGAGGGCCUCCUGUUCUCGGUUUCGGACCUCCUCACCCCAUGACGGCCCUCCUGCUCCUGGCAGGGCUCCUGCCAGCCGCCGCCGCAGCCGCCUCGAUCUCUUGCUAUGGGGACAACGGACAGCCUGUGGACUGCUACCCUUUCUCCCUCCCUCCUUCCCUCUCUUCUCCCCAGGUUCGUGACCUACAAGCUACCUGCCCUGCCCCAUAACUUGAAAGAACUCAAGUACAUGUAUGUAGAUGGGAAUAGCGGGGGCUGGAGAGAGGGUGCCACAUCCAUCAACAGCACCCAGGGGGCUGUGGGGCGGACCAUGAAUCAGCUAUACCAAGGCAACUUGAAUGAGCUGGCUUACUUACUGUACAAUGACCAGCCACCCUCAGAUAAUGGAGGCUUGGACAGCACCAACAGAGGACACACCAAGGGUGUGCUUCUUCUGAACAGGGAUGGUGGCAUCUGGCUGGUCCACAGUGUCCCUCAAUUCCCACCACAUGCUAAGUUAUCUUAUAGCUGGCCCCCGAAUGCUGGGAAGUUUGGACAGACCCUGCUCUGUGUCACCUUCACUUAUAGCCAGUUCCAAGAGAUUGGCAAACAGCUGACCUAUACCUAUCCCCAGGUAUAUGACUACAGGCUAGAAGGAACCUUUGCCCAGGACCUGCCGGAGCUACUGCAUGCUGCAAAAGGUCACCAUGUGGAUAAGGGCCCCUGGAAUCGAAGAGUAACCCUCACCUCGAGAGGGGGGGCUGACUUCCAGAGCUUCGCCAAGUUUAAUGACUUCCAAGAUGACCUGUACUCGGGCUGGCUAACCAGAGCUCUGGGAAGUGACCUGUUCGUCCAGUUCUGGCCCAGAACAAGUGACGUGUUGCCCUCCAACUGUUCUGGCCCCUUCCAUGUGUUAAAUGUGGUAGAGUUGGCCUUCCCUGACUCAGCUGUGCCUGCCUUCACUGCCACCCAUGACCAUGCCAAGUGGUGUGUAGCACUCAACAGCACCUGGACCUGCAUAGGGGACCUGAACCGCAACCGGGCAGAAGAGCAUCGUGGUGGGGGUACUCUCUGUUCCCAAAUGCCUGCCCUGUGGAAAGCCUUCUUGCCCCUGAUAACCAGUGGGUCUGACUUCCUUACUGUUGCUCCAACAAGACACUCCAUCUCCUAACUCCAAGCGUUUCACUGGCUCUCGCCCAAGACUGAUAUUCUCUCCUUCCUCACCUCUGCUUCCUGGCUUUCCUGCCUUCUUUAAAGCCCUAGUUAAAAUUCCACCUUCUAUGGGAAGUCUUUCCUGAUCCCCCUUAAUUCUAGUGCCUUUCCUCUGUAGAUUGAUCACAAUUUAUCCUGUGUGGGGUUUGUUUGAACAACUUAUCUUCUCUAUUAGAUUCCUCCUUGAGAACAGGCACCGGGUUGUUAUUGGGGUUGUUUUGUUUUUUUCUCCUUUUUCUAUAUACCCAGUCCUUACCACAGUGCCUGGGAUAUAAUAGAUGCUUAAUAAAUGCUUGUUGACUUACUGAGUAGGGGUCCAGUGACAGAUAACUCUGUUUUCCAAGGACCUCUUUUCAGGUUAGUCUGGUUGGGGUUCAGACCUGGGGUUGGAAGAAAAUGAUGUAUUUAAAUAAAUUGAGACAAAAGAUGAAAUGAGACAUGUAAACAAAACAUUUAGCAAAAGAUGUUUUGUGAAUAUAAUAUUUAACAAAAGAAGUUUACUCAACAAGAUGUGUAAUGUGGCCAAUAAAAUCUUUAGACCAGACAUGGUA